AUGGAUGCUGGUAGAAGACAGAUUUUGGGUUUGGCUUUAGCCAUCAUUGGUGUAUUGGGGACUAUCAUGAUCUGUGCUCUCCCUGCCUGGAAAGUCCUCAUUAAUACUUCUGUGUACUCUCGUGAAAUUUAUGGAGCAUGGCAUGGUUUAUGGAAAAUCUGUACAAUAUACGCCACAGGCAAGAUGGAAUGCGUUGGGUAUGAGGUUUUUGCACCACUGGUAGAUGACACCACGAAUGCUACCAGAGCACUCGUCAUUAUCGCAAUCCUCAGUGGGAUCUUUGGAAUCCUGCUUGGUGUGGCCGGGAACAAGCGCACUAACUUCAUGUCGGAUGAUGGGCAAAAGCGCAAAGUGGGCUUUGCUUCUGGGGUUGUCUUCAUAAUUGCAGGUUUCUUGGUGCUCAUACCUGUCUGCUGGAUUGCCAACAUCACCAUUCGUGAUUCCUACGAGCUCAGAAAUGACAGUAGUGUCAGCAUAAAGCUGGGAGCCUCACUCUACAUUGGCUGGUUCACCACUGGGCUUCUGUUCCUGGCAGGAGGCCUGCUCCUGUACCGGCAGGAAUGA
Pelmatolapia mariae (spotted tilapia) is the source of this 564-nucleotide messenger RNA. Its product is annotated as claudin-4-like. Lineage: Eukaryota; Metazoa; Chordata; Actinopteri; Cichliformes; Cichlidae. Bases 1 to 564 code for a protein of 187 amino acids. Gene Ontology annotation, biological process: bicellular tight junction assembly; cell adhesion. The record is from RefSeq and is a predicted model, not a curated record. The transcript has a single exon. Gene Ontology annotation, molecular function: structural molecule activity. Gene Ontology annotation, cellular component: plasma membrane; bicellular tight junction.